GGGGUUGUAGAAAAUCCUGAGCGUGUGAACGCCGCAGCUCAUUCCCGCCCCCUCUCAGUUCCGGUUCAGUCCAACAUGGCGAUUGUCCACGGACAACAUAAACUGUGAAUAAAACUUUAACAUGUUUUUCAUAUUUUCUGACAUUCUGAUGAAACGACUUUAAAAAUCUGCAUUUCCCAAUUUGUUUCGAGCUCACUGAGCCGAAUGUUUUGUCUCGGACCGUGUGCCAGCGGACAAAGCAGGUAAUUCUCCGUGGCGGUUCAAACAGCUUAAACGCUGGUUAGACUAGUUUUGUUCAGUUAAUGUUAAAUGUGUUUUAACCUUUUGCUGAAGUGCUUGCCAUAGCGUUCAGGACAAACCAAAACAUAAACGAUUAACUGGAGUGAUAAUAAUAUUAAUACUUAAUAUUUGGCUUCAAGUGGGUAAAGGGUACCCCGCUGUCAUGAUCAGUUCCAGAUGAAACAGCCCUAAUCCUGAUCCUAGUCGACUAUAGAACACAGACCACCAGAGUCAUGGAGAAGUUCGGGAUGAGUUUUGGAGGCGGUCCCAGCAGGAAGGAGCUGGUUGACACUAUUGAGUCCCAGAAAAAGCAGCUGAUUCAGUACCAAACCCGUUUAAAGGACAUGGUCCGGGCCUACAAAAGUCUUCUGAAGGAGAAGGAGGCUCUUGAGGCCAGUCUGAAGGUUCUGACUGUGACCCAGGAGGUGGACAUGAGCUCGCAGGAUAUGCCCCUUCCCACCAGUGCCCUAGACCUGACAGACGACCACUGCUCCCAGUACAGCGAGGACAGUGUGGACACAGCAGCAUCUGUAGACACCUCUAGUGAGACCUGCAAAGGGGAUCAGUCUGAGGAAGACUCGGGAGAAGCAGCUGUGAAGCCCAGCUCAAUGGCCUUAAGGUUGGAGGUCACUACUGGUUCUCAGAGCAGUGGAGUGGGGGUGGAACCUCAGGCCAUGUCCUCAACUGGCACAGAACCAGAGCGUCGGCUUGCCCAGCUGAAAAACCAACUGAGCACGGUCACCGGUGCUCUGGCCACCGUGACACAGGAGAAGUCUCGGAUGGAGGCGAGUUUCCAGGCCGACAAACGGCAGCUGAAGCAGGAGGUGGAGGAGCUACAGGAACGUCUAGUCACCUUGAUGACCCAGCACGAGGUUGAGCUCUGCGCCCUACAACAGCAGCUCACCGAAAGUCGUGCUCGCAUCAUCACACAGCAGCAUGAGAGGGAGCAGGAGCAGGGAGAUCAUGUCCAGCAACUGCGCGAGCUGCAAAGGAUCCUGCAGCAGGAGCGGGAUCUGCAUCAGGACGCUGAGCUCCGCCUGCAGGAUGCCACCGCAGCGCUGCUGAUGACAUCACAGGCGGUGGAUCGCGGAGCGGAGUCUGAAGCUCACCUGAGUCAGAUGAAGGAGGAGAGAGACCUGUUAAAGAGGAGGCUGCAGGCAGCUGAGGAAGAACGAAAGAAACCAGAUCCCAGAGUGAAAGACCUGGAGCGAGAACUGACAGAACUGAAAGAACACUUUCAGCAGCAGAUCUACAAUGAGACCAAGAAGGCCUGUGACUCAGAGGAGCGUGCAUGUGAGCGUGCACAGGCUGCAGAGAUGAGAGUUGCAGGUCUGGAGCAGCGGGUCUCUGAACUGUCAGAGCUGCUGGGUUCAUGCGAGAAGGUGCGUCAGCGUGACCAGCAGACAGCUCAGAGACUCAGAGACCGGAUCCUGCAGCUAGACACGGAGAACAAAAAUCUGGCUGUUGCUGCAUCCAGCAAGUCGACCUCCGAGCUGGGCCUAGAUGACUCGCAGCUGGACAUUAGCGUGCUAAAGGAGAAGCUGAACAAGAUAAAGAAGCUGCUGCUGCUGGCGGCUCAAAGGAGCCAGGACCAGAACCUCCACACUCUGGUGGACUCUGAGCUAGGUGAGGACAAAGCCUCAGUCCUGAAGUACCAGCAGGAGCUGCGGCAGCUGAAGGACGAGUUUGAGCGCUACAAAGUACGAGCGCAAGUGGUUCUGAAGAACAAGAACACUAAAGAUGGCUGCCAGGCCAAGGAGCUGGAGGAUGUUCGGGACCAGCUGGCCGAGCUCAAGGAAAAGUACAUCAACCUCCGGAUCCAGAGCGAUGAGACAGAGACCCGUCACCGCAAAGAGCUGGAGGAGUGGCAGCAGCAGGUGGUGGCACUGCAGCAGAGCCACCGUCAGGAUGUGGAGCGGGCCGAUGUGCUGCACCGUGAUGAGCUGCUGCGACUGGAGGCUGAGCUGCACAAACAGAGAGAGAGAACCAUGGCGCUGCUGGAUGAGAAGGACCAGGAGCUGGAGAGGCUGCGAGCUGUUGCACUCAACUUCAGCAACGACUGUGACCGGACAGCCGGAGCAGAGUGCGAGUCUGUCCCCGAGACAGAGGCCGACACGGUCAGCCAGGCCCUGCAACGGGCCACCAACACAGAGCCCACGCUGCUGCUGUACGCCGAGCAGCUGGCCAGGAAGGAGGUGGAGGUGGGUGGGCUUCGGCGUCAGAAGAACCGGUUGGAGGAUGAUCUGCACCAGCUGCAGGCCCGACUCAUUGCUAAUGCAGAGCGGCACGAUGAGGAGCUGACAGAGCUGAGAGUACGACUUGACAAACUGCUCCGAGACCAGAGCAGAGAGGGAGCCAACAUGGAGUAUCUGAAGAACAUCAUCUACAAGUUCCUGACGCUGCAGGACACCAGCGGGAGGCAGCAGACCCUCACAGCCAUCCUCACCAUUCUGCACUUCAGCCCACAGGAAAAACAUCAGGUUGUGAAACAGCAGGGGGCGACGUGGUGGAUGAAUAGCAAGAGGUAAAGCAGCGGCCAUGUCCUCUACAGUCACAACUCCAAAAACCAGCACACACAAAAUGAACAUGAGUUGGUUGUUGCUGGUUAUGCUUCUGAAAGUCAGUCAAGUCAAUAAUCGGGAAAUGGAAAUGUACAAAUUUUAAUUAUUCCAACUUUAACUAAGGCUUAGAGGUUGUGAAAUGAAGAUGUACGGAUCCAGUAACUGUAACCACUGUUCUUCUGACAUCAAUUACAAUAAGAUUGUUUCCUUUAUUAUAAAUGCGGCUUCUGAUAUAACAAAUGAGCAAAUGUUGAGGUUCAUGUUUAUUUUUGAAAUUAAAGUAUUUUAUCCUGAUUUAAAGUCACUUUAUACAUUUAAUAUCAGAAUGAAACAACCUGGUAACCUGGUUUAGAAGAUUUGUGCUUUUCAAAAUACAAUUUGUAAGGUAUUAAUGCCA
Messenger RNA from Betta splendens (Siamese fighting fish), 3237 nucleotides. It is a transcript of the gene gcc1, whose product is annotated as GRIP and coiled-coil domain containing 1. Gene Ontology annotation, cellular component: Golgi apparatus. The record is from RefSeq and is a predicted model, not a curated record. The coding region runs from base 513 to 2807 and encodes 764 amino acids. NCBI's taxonomy places the organism in Eukaryota, Metazoa, Chordata, Actinopteri, Anabantiformes, Osphronemidae. The transcript is spliced from 3 exons.